CCAUCUAACAGCAAGAAUGGACGCCAUGAAGUCAGAGAACGCCUCCACUCUGGAGAACGCCAUGCAGCUGAUGAUCCAGACAUUCCACAAGUACUCUGGGAAUGAAGGAGACAAAUACACUCUUAGCAGAGUGGAACUCAAGGAGAUGCUGACGCAGGAGCUGGGCAGCUACCUUGGGAACGCACAGGAUAAAGAUGCAGUAGAGAAAGUUAUGGGGGACCUGGAUUCAAACAAUGAUGGGGAGGUGGACUUCACAGAGUUCAUCAUCCUUGUGGGAGCCCUCACCGUCGCCUGCAACGACUUCUUCCUUGAGUACCACGAUAAAGAUGAAAAGAAGGAUGAAAAAAAGUAGAGCUGAACAACAUAAGCCAAUAUAUGAGCAGUGAGGGAUGCUGUGGGAAUAUACAGUAUGUGUGUACAGUCUUGCUUGCUGCCGACGUUCUUUACGUCAUCUUUGCUUAGAACGAAUCUUUGGGUACACUAAAUGUUAAACCGGGUACAUCACCCCUGAAACAAUCUGCAUCCAUGAAAGCAUAUGAAACGAGAUUUAAUUCGAUGACUGUUGAAUAUGUGAAUAAUGUUUCAGCCUUUGUUUUUUUUUAAAUGUUGGAGUAAAGUAAGCUUUCCAUAUUA
Triplophysa dalaica is the source of this 633-nucleotide messenger RNA. It is a transcript of the gene s100t, whose product is annotated as S100 calcium binding protein T. Gene Ontology annotation, molecular function: transition metal ion binding; calcium ion binding. The transcript has 3 exons. The record is from RefSeq and is a predicted model, not a curated record. Bases 17 to 352 code for a protein of 111 amino acids. Lineage: Eukaryota; Metazoa; Chordata; Actinopteri; Cypriniformes; Nemacheilidae.